Electrophorus electricus (electric eel) is the source of this 2863-nucleotide messenger RNA. It is a transcript of the gene glb1, whose product is annotated as galactosidase, beta 1. Gene Ontology annotation, molecular function: beta-galactosidase activity. The record is from RefSeq and is a predicted model, not a curated record. Gene Ontology annotation, biological process: carbohydrate metabolic process. Lineage: Eukaryota; Metazoa; Chordata; Actinopteri; Gymnotiformes; Gymnotidae.
UGAAACUCAGUCAUGUCACACAGCUAGGAUACAAACCAAUAGAGCAGCUAUGGUCCUUCCAAGAAGAGACGCAAUAUUACUCUUCCUGUGUGUUAUUACAGUUCCAUUUGCCACAGCUGGUCCUAGUUUUACAGUGGACUACAAAAAAGACUGUUUCCUCAAAGAUGGGGAACCCUUCCGUUACAUUUCUGGCAGUAUCCACUACAGCAGGGUCCCUAGGGUCUACUGGAAGGAUCGACUGCUGAAGAUGUACAUGGCUGGACUCAAUGCCAUUCAAACGUACAUACCAUGGAACUUCCAUGAGCCCACUCCAGGCCUCUAUGACUUCACGGGAGACCGGGACCUGCCGCACUUCCUGCAGUUGUGCCAGGACAUCGGCCUGCUGGUCAUCCUCCGGCCGGGCCCCUAUAUCUGCGCCGAGUGGGACAUGGGGGGAUUGCCUUCCUGGCUGCUGAAAAAGAAAGACAUUGUCCUUCGCUCGUCAGAUCCAGGCUACAUCACAGCUGUGGACAAAUGGAUGGGCAAGCUGUUGCCUAUGAUUAAGCCCUUCCUCUAUCAGAAUGGAGGACCCAUCAUUACAGUCCAGGUGGAAAACGAAUACGGGAGCUACUUCGCCUGUGACUACAACUACCUCCGGCACCUUGCAAAGCUAUUUCGCUCUCACCUAGGGGAGCAGGUGGUUCUGUUCACUACGGAUGGUGCAAGCGUAGGCUACCUGAAGUGCGGGGCAUUGGAGGGCGCCUACGCAACUGUGGACUUUGGGCCUGGUGGCAAUGUUACUGCAGCUUUCGAAGCACAGAGAUAUGCAGAAGCACGUGGCCCUCUGGUGAAUUCCGAGUUCUACACAGGGUGGCUGGAUCACUGGGGAGAGCCUCAUUCUGUGAUCCCCACAGCAGUUGUGGUCAAAUCCCUCAAUGAGAUGCUGGAAAUCGGAGCUAAUGUAAACCUAUACAUGUUUAUUGGUGGAACCAAUUUUGGUUAUUGGAAUGGUGCCAACUCACCCUAUGCUCCUCAGCCCACUAGCUACGAUUAUGAUGCCCUCCUCACUGAGGCUGGAGACCUCACAGAAAAAUACUUUGCCGUUCGUGAUGUCAUUAAAAUGUACAAGAAGAUUCCAGAUGGAGUGGUGCCCCCGUCUACACCUAAAUUUGCAUAUGGACCAGUAGAGAUGAAAAAGUUGCGGACAGUUUCUGAAUCUCUGGACAUUCUAUCAUUUUCUGGACCUGUCAAAUCUCCUUACCCACUCACCUUUGUCGAGCUCAAUCAGGCAUUUGGCUUUAUGCUUUAUCAGACUACACUUCCUAUAGACUGCUCAAAGCCUACUCCUCUGUCUUCCCCUUUUAAUGGAGUGCAUGACCGGGCCUAUGUCACCAUUGAUGGGGUUGUUGCUGGCAUCCUGGAGAGGGACAAAGCCAUCAGCAUCAACGUAACAGGCAAAGCUGGCAGCCAUAUCCACAUCCUGGUGGAGAACAUGGGAAGGGUGAACUAUGGCAAAGGCAUCAACGACUUCAAGGGCCUGGUGUCCAACCUGACCCUUGGUGCAGACACGCUAACUAACUGGACAGUGUACAGUCUGAGCAUAGACGAGGCAGUGAGAGACGGCCUGAUCUGGGAGGCUGGCGUUCGUCGGGCGUCCUCUUCUGCUAACCCGUCUCCUCCACCUGCAGCCCUCUCCCAGCCCACGUUUUAUGGCGGCACCUUCCAGAUCCCAGACGGCAUUCCCGAUCUCCCUCAGGACACGUACCUCCAGUUCCCUAACUGGAGCAAGGGCCAGGUGUGGAUCAAUGGAUUUAACCUUGGUCGGUACUGGCCAUCCCGUGGGCCCCAGGUCACCAUCUUUGUGCCGGCCCAUGUGCUCAGCACCAGGGCUGUGAACAACGUCACCAUCCUGGAGCUGGAGGCAGCCCCCUGUUCCCCCGGCCCCUGUGUGGUCAAGUUCACAGACACCCCCAUUAUAAAUGCCACUGUCAAGGCCAUCACACCGUGCAUGAGGGAACCACUGAACACACAGCAUCACAGCUGGCUACACUGAUUUAGUCCCUGCAGUGGUUCUAAUGUUUGGAUCUCAGGGGAAGUGGAUUCUACAAUAUUGCUACCAUCUUCUGCUAAUUGAGCCAUCAUUUAGAAGAAAGUGAAUAAACUUAUGCGUUUUACACCAUUAUGUAGUGGACUACGCAUAUUCAGCCAUUGUGUUUGUACAUCAUCGGAUAUAAAACUGUUGAAUGAAAUUUGUAUAUAUUUUAACAGGAAAGCAAAAUAGUGCAAUCUGAAUGUUAUUUCUGAAUUGUGUUCUUAAUGAAUGUCCCCUUAGCAGUGGGAUGAAAAGUCUGGAAGUCAUGUAUUAUGAUACCUCUUACAGACUGCAUUUGUGAUUUCACCAGUGAGGCUGUGGUUAACACAGGCUUAUUAUAAUGGUUUUUAGAUGACUGUGUCAAAAUCUGUUAUCGCUGUUCCAAUUGCUGUAUGCAGUUAUUUCUUCUAAUCAUGGUGGAAUUAUUCACUGUUGUUUCUAUACAAUGUGCUUUUGAGUUAAAUCAGGAAUUUUGUGAAGGCUUGAUUUUUGGAGGUACAUCAUGAAUUUUGCCUGUUUUAACUUUUCUCCUGGAGCAAUGUGCAAUAAAUUGUACUAGUUUUAGGAAUUCAAUCUCCAUGUCCUAAUCAAUUUAAACAGUUUUGGGCAUUUUAUUUAAAGCAAAUUACUACAGAUUAAAAUUGAAAUAAUUUAAAAUUGAAAACAAUUGAAACAAUUUUCCACAGUUUAUACUAAAACUAGUUGACUUUAACUCUGUGCGUAUUCUGGACAUGAACCCUUGUGUCGUUUUAAUCUCUAAGCAACUUUUAAUAAAUCUUGAUUUUCAAUAAA